Trichoderma reesei QM6a is the source of this 1284-nucleotide messenger RNA. RefSeq lists its product as uncharacterized. Lineage: Eukaryota; Fungi; Ascomycota; Sordariomycetes; Hypocreales; Hypocreaceae. The coding region runs from base 1 to 1284 and encodes 427 amino acids. The transcript has a single exon. The record is from RefSeq and is a predicted model, not a curated record.
AUGGCUAUUGGCAGUGAGGGCUACGACGCCUCAACCAACCCAGCAGAUCCGGAUCAGGCACAUGUUCUGUCAAAAAGCAAACGUGGAAGAGAAGAUGCCCGUCGGGAGAAUACUGCACCCGCCGGGGCUUCCACAACAGCCACUCCAUCAGGUUUCCUCGUGGAGGGUUUCCACACCAUCACAACUAAGACGAGCCCGCCUCCUGCGAACGAGAUACUUCCUUGCUUGACUGCCUCAGAUUCUCAUGUGCUUCACGCCGUCACGACGAAGACAUCGACACCUCUUCGCGAAAGAGCCCAAGACACAAGCAAAGUGCCGUCUGGCACAAAAGUCACCAUUGGCGUGUCCGUCAUGGUCGGGAUCCUGGCCGUCGUCGCCCUGAUCGCAUGGCACAUGAGGAUAAGGAUACGGCUCCGAAACAAGAAGCGCAUCAGCCGUCCCGUCAAGCCCAGCAGCCUCCCUCCCACGCCGCUCAUCUCGCCAUCAAGUUCAUACGCCGGACCGCCAACAAACGGCCCCCUGACGCCACCCGCACGGCUGCAGGAGCGCCGAUUCUUGCUGACCAGGGCCCUGAGCCUCCGCCGCAGCAACUACCGCCGUCGGCGUGAUGACGAGGAGGAGCCCGAAGAAUGGUCCGCAGUGCCGCUGGCCCCCAUGCCGCCGCUUACUCCGCCGUCCGCCUCCAGACCUGCCAAGCGGCCUCUGGAGCAGGACGAGCCGAGCGGCAUCACGGCAACCACAACCAUUUCGAUGACGACUACGGCUCCGCCACGGCCACCUCGAAACGACAUCCCGCCGGCUGGCAGCCUCUCGAGCGUAUUCAGCAGGGCCAGCACCCUGAGGGCGGUGGCGUCAAAUGCAUCUUCGGACUCGGCGCAAUUCGGGCCCAGCAGCGUCGUCACUGCCAUGGAGCUUCCCCGGCAGCCGGCCCGCGUGUACGAGACGCCGCCGGUGAUUCGAGGCCUGGCCAGCCCCGGACCGCCUCCGAACAGGGCGCUUCCAAGUCUCCCCGCGGAUGGCCGAAGGAGCCCUCUGAGGUCGCCGCUGGCAUCGCCCAAAAGCCCGACGCGGCGAGCAUCGCCUAGCUCAGGGGCUGCGCCUGCGCCACAGCCGUCUUUGGGAGCGACCGAAGGAAACAGAUGUCCCCGAAAAUCGAGGGAGGAGAGUGGUGGUAAUGGAAGGACGGCUAGGGAGUCGGGCUUGCAGUCUACGAGGAGGGCGAAGCAUGCGAGGAGUCCGUUGCUAAACGAGGUUUGCUUGAAUAGCGCCACGAAGACGGAGUGA